Pyrus x bretschneideri (Chinese white pear) is the source of this 2171-nucleotide messenger RNA. Its product is annotated as type IV inositol polyphosphate 5-phosphatase 7-like. The coding region runs from base 761 to 2035 and encodes 424 amino acids. NCBI's taxonomy places the organism in Eukaryota, Viridiplantae, Streptophyta, Magnoliopsida, Rosales, Rosaceae. The transcript has 7 exons. The record is from RefSeq and is a predicted model, not a curated record. Gene Ontology annotation, biological process: phosphatidylinositol dephosphorylation. Gene Ontology annotation, molecular function: phosphatidylinositol-3,4,5-trisphosphate 5-phosphatase activity; inositol-polyphosphate 5-phosphatase activity; phosphatidylinositol-4,5-bisphosphate 5-phosphatase activity.
AUGAGCUAAUGAGGAUCACACAAUUUAAAAUGAGUGAUCCAGAUCUUAGAAAUUCUUUAGCUUCAAACAUAAAAUUCAGAGAGAAUCUCAACUCGUAAUUAAGGGGCAACAAUGUACAAAGAAAGAGAUUCUAGCUUGUUGAUUGGACUUGGACCACUAGCCUAUAACCUGGCUUUAAAUUAUUUGAUUUGGACAUGUAAUAAACUCGUCACGUAGAAAUCCCACAACACCAACGUGACGAGCACCAACCAAACCAACCCUAAUAAACCAACCAAAUGAUAGAAUCACUGUGAGGCCAAUAUCUUCCUUCAUUGCCAUAUUAAUCCCCCAUUAGUUAUCCUAAUUCCAACCCACCUUUUACUUCACCCGCACGGUAUGUUUUCUCUCCUUUGUUUGCCGCCGGAUCUGUAUUUUCCCUCGGCUUCUUGUGCUUGUCUGUUUCUACGCUUUCAAAUCCUUGCGAAUACGGGUUACACGAUGAUCUUACAGCUAAAUCCGCGUUUUGUUUUCGUGUCCAGAGCAAUGCGACUUGAAGCCGCCAUGGUAGGAGGGGAACAGCUUUCAUCUGAUCAGCGAGGUGCAGGAACAGCUUGCAUGGACAACGAAAGACGGGAUAGUUAGGGAUGGACGGAGAGAAUCAUAAAUCGAGGAGAAGAAGCAUAAGUUCAAUCCGAACUGAAGUUUACUGAACUUUUCUUCAGAUGGGGGUAAAGAUGAAAGCGGAGAUUACUUGGAUGAUAUUCUCUUUCAGUCCGUGGAGAUGGAUCCACGCACGUCAACUGGCGAGCUGAGAAUAUUUGUGGGAACUUGGAAUGUCGCGGGAAGGUCUCCAGUAGGGAGCUUGGCAGUAGAUUUGGAUGAGUGGCUGAAUCUUAAGGAUGAUGCGGCAGACAUGUAUGUUCUCGGAUUUCAGGAGAUCGUACCUUUGAAGGCCCGAAAUGUGAUAGGAGCGGAAGACCCAACCGAAGCAAGAAACUGGAACCUGCUGAUAGGAAAAGCUCUCAACAAAAAACUCGGGUGCCCUUGGUUGACGCCCAUUGUGAAUCCAAUUUCAAGUGAGAACUACCACUACGUGCAAGCUUCUGAACCCGAACCUGAAAUCACGAGAGAGCAAUCAAGAACUGAACAUGAAAAGCCAGAGAGUGUGAGUAAGUACAAGCUGAUGGCAAGCAAGAAGAUGGUUGGAGUCUUCAUUACUGUAUGGAUGAAAAGUGAAUUGGUCAAAAAAUAUAAAAUUUCAAAUGUUAAAGUUUGUUCCGUGGCCUGCGGCAUCAUGGGUUAUUUGGGAAACAAAGGCUCGGUUUCAGUUAGCAUGACGAUUGAAGGAACUAGAUUUUGCUUCGUUGUAGCCCAUCUAGCUUCUGGUGAGAAGAAAGGAGAUGAAGGCAGAAGGAAUCAUCAAGUCACAGAGAUUUUCAAGCGAACUUCUUUCCCUCGAUCCCCUUCAGACAACGAUAUUCCUCAUCCUCUCACCAUCUUAGGACACGAUCAGAUUUUUUGGUUCGGGGAUCUAAACUAUAGGCUAUACUUGGAGGACAAUUCAGCCAGGCAGCUGAUAAGGAAACUAGACUGGAGAGCGUUGCAAGAGUUUGAUCAGCUUCGUAUGGAACGAGAAUAUGGUGGGGUAUUUCAGGGUUGGAUGGAGGGAGCUUUAGAAUUUGCACCAACCUAUAAGUAUUCUUCAUCAAACUGCAAUCGCUAUUCAGGUGGGCUUCCAAGCAGAUCAGGAGAGAAGCAAAGGACUCCAGCAUGGUGCGAUAGAAUUAUGUGGUAUGGAAAAGGAGUGACGCAGCUCUCUUAUUUCCGUAGUGAAAGUAAGUUCUCUGACCAUCGCCCUGUCUCUGCCCUAUUCUCAACACAGGUAGACGUACUGCAAUCUACUAAUCCAAGAAUGGUUUCAAUGCAUACUAUUCUUCCCGUCAUACCAACUCUUAAAGAAAUAGUACAGAGAGACCGUGACGAAGAGGCCAGGUCUACAUUAUUAUCAAUGAUCUUAAAGGAUAUAGAAGAAUCACCAGCAGGAAAUGCAAGUUGAAUAGAACAAAUAGAUGACAGCGGUUGCAGCUAGCGUUUAGCAAGUUGUGUUCUUCGAUGCAUGCUCUCAAAUGUUUAUAGAAAUGAGCUGAAAUAAUAUAUGGAAAGGUUUAAAAUGCAAAUUCAGCAGUACGCAA